Diceros bicornis minor is the source of this 3804-nucleotide messenger RNA. It is a transcript of the gene SENP2, whose product is annotated as SUMO specific peptidase 2. Bases 26 to 2557 code for a protein of 843 amino acids. The transcript is spliced from 18 exons. Gene Ontology annotation, cellular component: nucleus. Gene Ontology annotation, molecular function: deSUMOylase activity. Gene Ontology annotation, biological process: protein desumoylation. The record is from RefSeq and is a predicted model, not a curated record. NCBI's taxonomy places the organism in Eukaryota, Metazoa, Chordata, Mammalia, Perissodactyla, Rhinocerotidae.
UAGCAGGAGGACAACGAGGAUCUUUAUGGAAAACUGGGGCAAUCGUUUGGGAUUCCCUAUGAAAACUUCAGCAAUGAGGUCAUGCCCCUACGGCGGUACAAGGGCGCAAGUUAUCCAGAGCAAGGGCGGAGAUCUCAAUGUCCUUGUUACUCCACAUGGUUUUGGGAUUCUCCUCCGGCCCUCCGGUGAGGAGUUCCUGGGUCCGGGAAUGGCUGCGACAGCGCUGGGGUUGGGGUUAAGGAUAAUCCCACUCCUUGCCCAGUGGACGGGCAGUGGCCCAUGCCCCUACUGUGGACAAGAGGACUGCGAAGGCACCAACUGGCAGACGAGUCCCAGGCGGGAGCGACAACCCCCGGAGAGCUCCCUCCCGGAUGGAGAUGCCUCACGUGUGGCCUGUGGGUCUUGUCCCGCGAGCCGUCUCAGGACUGGCUCCGCCAAAGAAAACCCCGCCCACAACCCUUUCGAUCUCGUCAGCGAUUGGACCGGGACUGUCCCGCAGGCAUUUUUGGUUGCUAGGCUCGGGAGGUGGGGUCCUAGGUUGCGCGUGCGCAGAUUGAGAACGAAGAUGCUUUCCGGUCGGGCGGGAGGAGGUGACGUCAGGAGCGGUGGCGGGUGGGGGCCUCCUGUAGCCCUGGGGACGUUGUAUCUGUGGGCCCUUGGUCCGCGUCACAAGUCAGCGACUGAGCCUUGGCAGUGGUGGCCGAGGCGGCGAAGGUGGCAGCGGCGGCGACAGCUCUGGGGUUUGCGUCUCGGGGUGUGUCGGCCGCCGCUGCUGCUUGGGCCUGGUAUGUACAAAUGGCUGGUUAGGAUUCUCGGCACCAUUUUCCGUUUCUGUGACCGUCCGGUGCCCCCUGCCCGGGCCCUCCUGAAGAGGCGGCGCUCGAACAGCCCUCUGUUGUCUGCAGUGGAUACUGAUGAAAUACCAGCCAAAAGACCAAGAUUAGAUUGUUUUAUUCGCCAAGUGAAAACCAGUCUCUACAAUGCUGCCAGCUUAUUUGGAUUCCCAUUCCAGCUGACCACUAAGCCCAUGGUAACUUCUGCUUGUAAUGGAACACGGAAUGUGGCCCCUUCAGGAGAGGUAUUUCCGAACUCUUCAUCUUGUGAACUGACAGGUUCUGGAUCCUGGAACAACAUGCUGAAACUGGGUAAUAAAUCUCCUAAUGGAAUAAGUGACUAUCCAAAGAUCAGAGUGACAGUAACUCGAGAUCAGCCUCGCAGAGUCCUGCCUUCUUUUGGUUUUACUUUGAACUCAGAAGGCUAUAAUAGAAGACCAGGUGGGCGUCGCCAUAGCAAAAGCAAUCCAGAAAGUUCCUUAACGUGGAAACCUCAGGAACAGGUUGGAACAGAGAUGAUUUCUGAAGAGGGUGGCAAGGGUCUGAGGCGUCCCCAUUGUACUGUGGAGGAGGGUGUUCAAAAAGAGGAAAGAGAGAAGUACCGAAGGUUGUUGGAGCGACUUAAAGAAAGCGGUCAUGGAAACUCUGUUCCUCCUGCAACUUCAGCUCAUCAUAGUUCUCAAAGAAGUCACAUGGACACAUUAAAGACCAAAGGCUGGGGGGACGAACAAAGUCACGGAGUCAAAACAACUCAGUUUGUUCCAAAACCAUAUAGAGUUGUUGAAACAAGGGGACCUCUGUGUUCUGUGAGAAGUGAAAAGAGGUGUUCAAAGGGGAAAAUUUCUGAUAUAGAGAAGACAGCUGGAAUCAGACUUGAAAAUGAAGGUAGGAGAGGACACCAGCUGGAACCUGACCUAUCUGAAGAAGUGUCAGCCCGACUCCGCCUAGGCAGUGGAAGCAAUGGCUUACUCAGGAGGAAAAUGUCAAUACUUGAGACUAAAGAAAAAAAUUGCUCAGGCAAAGAGAGGGAUAAAAGGACGGAUGAUCUUCUUGAACUUACAGAGGACAUGGAAAAGGAAAUCGGUAAUGCCCUAGGCCAUGGCCCACAGGAUGAGAUCCUAAGUAGUGCUUUCAAACUGCGAAUCACUCGAGGAGAUAUCCAGACCUUGAAGAACUAUCACUGGCUCAAUGAUGAAGUCAUUAAUUUUUACAUGAAUCUUCUAGUAGAAAGAAAUAAAAAACAAGGGUAUCCCGCACUUCAUGCAUUCAGUACUUUCUUCUAUCCCAAAUUAAAGUCUGGGGGCUACCAAGCAGUGAAAAGAUGGACCAAAGGGGUCAAUCUCUUUGAACAGGAACUUAUUCUGGUGCCUAUUCAUCGGAAGGUACACUGGAGCCUGGUGGUGAUAGACCUAAGAAAAAAGUGUCUUAAAUAUCUGGAUUCUAUGGGACAAAAGGGUCACAGGAUCUGUGAGAUUCUCCUUCAGUAUUUACAGGAUGAAAGUAAGACCAAAAGAAAUAUCGAUCUGAAUCUUUUAGAGUGGACCCACUACAGCAUGAAGCCACAUGAGAUUCCUCAGCAGUUGAAUGGGAGUGAUUGUGGAAUGUUUACUUGUAAAUAUGCAGAUUAUAUCUCUAGGGACAAACCUAUCACAUUUACUCAGCACCAGAUGCCUCUCUUCCGGAAGAAGAUGGUGUGGGAAAUCCUUCAUCAGCAGUUGCUGUGAGAAUGCCCUGCCCAGUCCCUCUAGCUGCUGGUGGUUCUUUCACAGACGGACGUUUCCAUAUACCUCAUGCAUUGUGGGUUAAGAAGUCCCCGCAUCACCUCUAUUCUCCCACAGGUACUGAGCUGCCAGAAGUGCACGAAGGCCUCUCGCUGCACCCUAGUCCUGAGUCCCGAUAUGGUGUGCGGAGGGCUGCUUGCAACCCUGUCUGUAAGGCUGUGCCUGCUCAGAGCCCUGGACUAUUCAACCCACACAAGAACAAACGCUAAUUAAUACUUUUGUUUUUUAAGUUUUUUUUCCCUAUGAAUGUGGGAAAUGCAGGAUUUAUUCUAUGAUUUGUUGUUUUUGUGUGUUUGUUCACGAGUAUUCAUUCGCUCACUCAUUUGCAAACAUAAUGGGCAGUGGCUGUUUUCUGCUGCUCUUUUACAGUUAACUCUAAAUUACUUUGAACUAUUUAUUUCUGAAAGGAAUGUUAAUCAAGCUGCCACUCCCUGCUGAAGAUCAGGAGGGAAAUCAGUGUGGGGAGGAAGGAAGUGUUAAUUAACUUCUCUAACGCUGGAGCAGUAACUGCCAACUUGAAGCCGGAGGUCUUUAUUUUUUGAGGCUUGAAAAUGCCAGGAGAAGCGCUGUGGUGUAGGGCUCUGCCUUUCAGAGGAAGUCUGACACUGCAGCACUGGCACUGUGUUGUGGAAAAGUGGAACUGUGGCCAAGGAACUCUGGCCAUCCAAGCGUCUUCAGAACAGUGUCGUGGUCAUCCUAAAGAGACUUCCCUUUCUGGAAAUGAGGUGACUUGGCUACUCUUGAAACUGGAUUUGAAGUAACUGUAAACCCUCAGUCUGCAUUUUCAUCCCGGAUCUGGUUGAGUAUAAACCUCAGAAUUGUAAGGGCUGGCCUGAGCUGUUUAUUUCAAAAGAUACUAUUCAAUUUAAAGCUAUUUUUCCUCAGAGUUUUUUUUCUAUAUAUAAAGCUGAAAUUAAUUUUGUAUUCAUUAGGAUUUACAUCCCCCCAUUCCACCCCUGCUGAAAUUUGUGGAAGAAAAUUUAGUACUUGGCUCUGAGGUCGCCAGUUAUACAAUAAUCUAUUUUGCAUAUGAAAGUUUGUAUUUAACUUUUUUGUUCAUUGAAACCUUACAGUGGUUACACAUUUUUAAUUUCAGAAAGUUUAGAGUUGGUCAGAACAUAUUUUGCAAGAUCUAGUUCCUAGUGUUGCUUUUCCGAUGUAAUAAAAGGUUGUCUGGCAGAACCUGAAAA